GUCUUUCCCAGGUUUUACGAGAGCUGUCAGCACAAGCGAUGCUGCCAGCCUCGUCGGGAGGAAAGGCAUCAGACGAAGAUGCCGCACUGUCGAAGGUGUGGCUUGAGGAAGCCCGACGUGCAGUCUUCGAUACUGAUGCGGAACAAGACGUUGAGGUUUGCCGUAUCUUCUGGCACCUGCUCGAGCCCUGCUUCAAAGCGGUUCGGCUCGCGAGUGUGAAGGAGGGCUUGGACAGGGCCAUCUAUUUCAGUGGUCUGCCCGAGCCGAAGUGGGCAGACCUGCCCUGGCGCAUGCCACUUCCACCUCGUCCCGGGCAAGACUUUACUUGGCCCUAUCAUUCCUCGCUAAAGCUGUCGCCGUCCACGCCGCGUGAGGUCUUCAAUGCCUUGUCUGCGCAAGCGCUCCUCCAAGAAGGACUGGCUCCUCAGGAAGGUGAACACAGAGGAGGUCUCUGGUGCUCUUUCUGCUGCAAGCCAGUGAAGAGUCUCCAAGAGCACUUGGAUCGCACUUCUCGAGAGGCUCAGGAGCACAUGCGAGCAAAGACCAGCUGUCAAGCGGUGGUGGACAAGCUUCGAGUUGGAGGCUGGCGGCUACGCCGUGAAGGUCUGCAAAUCGUGAAGCAGCGAUUUCAUUGCGGUCUUUGCAACGCAUCGGGAAGCUGGAUGCAAAUCUGGGAUCACCACAGAAGCCAGCACCACCAGAAUGCGUACAUGGCCUUGCAGUCGAGCCGCUCACCUGCCGCACUUCAAGCACACAACAACAGCAAACAGUUCAAGGAGGCAGAAGAAAAAGCCUGGCAAGCUGCAUUCGAUGCCGAUCGCAAUGCAGUUUUAGUUGGGACGCUUCCUUAUUCGCCUUGCCAAAGGCAUGGCUAUACCAGCUCUGUGUGGAGCUCCCGGCUCAAGGAUGGAGGCUUUUGA
This is a messenger RNA of Symbiodinium necroappetens, 920 nucleotides long. The record is from the annotation of a GenBank genome assembly. NCBI's taxonomy places the organism in Eukaryota, Dinophyceae, Suessiales, Symbiodiniaceae.